Molecule: messenger RNA, 1503 nt
Organism: Frankliniella occidentalis (western flower thrips)
Lineage: Eukaryota; Metazoa; Arthropoda; Insecta; Thysanoptera; Thripidae
Gene: Atac1
Product: ZZ-type zinc finger-containing protein 3
Exons: 6
Coding region: 71-1300 (409 amino acids)
Molecular function (GO): zinc ion binding
Source: RefSeq, a predicted model, not a curated record
CGAAGUAAAUAAAUUUAAUUUCCACAGAGAGCAGAGAGCUAGGUUAUGUUUUUAUUAUACAGUCUUGAGUAUGGAUGACAACGAUAUCGAUGAUGUCAUUUCAAAUGGCGGCGAAGAUGAAGGAGAACCUUGCGAAUUUUUUUUUGAAUCCGAUCAUCUAGCACUGAAAGGGAACAAGGACUACUUAGAUCUAAUGAAAACCUUAGCAAUUCUUCAAGCCCAAAGAAGCCGUGCUCUACAGGACUUGGAGACCAUUGAGAAAAUAAAAAGGGAAGCAUUGAACGAUCCCGAAAGCUUUAUUUCUAUCUUACAAGUUGGUGGAGAUCUAGGAGUUCCUAAUCGGCAGGUCUUAGCUGAGGUACCAAAUAUAGAAUGGAGCGAAUAUAAUACUUCAGCACCAAGUAAUUUACUUAUACGACCAACCACUAGGAGAAAUGUCACCAGUGGUCACCACAAGACGGAUUCCAGAAAAGUCAAAGAUGAAGACAAAAAUGGAGAAGUAACAGUGCGGGGGCGUACUUUUAAUCAGAAUAAGCCAGAAACAUUCAAUCAGCUAUGGACGGCAGAAGAACAACGAAGGCUAGAAGAGUUACUGAUUGAGUACCCACCUGAAGAAGUAGAAUCCAGGAGAUACCAAAAAAUAGCUGAAGCUUUAGGCAACCGUACACGUAUGCAAGUUUCAAGCAGAGUGCAGAAGUAUUUCCUUAAAUUAAUGAAAGCAGGUUUGCCAGUGCCGGGUCGAGCCCCACGCCUUCCAACCGAAACUCAGAAAAAGGGGUCGCACAGCAGGCAGCGUACAAAUAAUUUCCUUUCCCGACCUUCUACAUUUUUCCCUCAGCAUCAGGAUUUGCCUGUUUACAUGUCAGAUUAUGAUGAUGGAGCUGAGCUUCCUGAUAAUAUAGAAGAUUUGUUAAUAGUUAAAACUGAAACAACGGAGUAUACUCUUUCUGAUGAACAGAGGAAACUCAAUCUUUUAAAAAAAGUCAAAAUAGAGAAAGAAAGUGGUAAUAUUCAUAAUGGUAUUCAUGCUGGCUUCAAGUGUGAUUUAUGUGAUGAAGAGCCUAUAGUUGGAACCCGUUGGCACUGUUUUGACUGUCCUUCAAACACCUCUGUGGACUUCUGCUCCGACUGUGUUGUCAGUCAGCUAGAUUCAACCACUCCUCACCCGCCAAACCAUAGACUAGAAGCAAUUGGCACCCAUACAACUUCAACUAGCAAUGAGUCAUAUGACCCCGACUACCUAUCACAAUCGUUUUCUCAGAGCUACAACUAUCUAGACUCCAAUUUUCUUCCCCACUGAUGCUUUUCUUUAAAAGUUGCUUGAAUUUCACUUAAUGACCUCAGAAGCUGUGAUACCAUCAUUUGCCAUUAAUUGAUGGAAAUGACGGAAAUGUAGUACAAAAUCUUCUGAAUUCCUCUUGUAUUUUAUAUUAAGGUGUAUUGUAUCACCUGUGAUGUAGACAAUAUUCAGAGGUAACUAGAGAAUAAACUUGACCUUCAAAA